UAUUACUCAUAUAUUUGCAAAGCUGAAGGGACGAGUGUCGGAUUCCCCACUGAUUUCCAACCUCUCAAAUUUCCCGAAUUUCUCCAGGCCAUCAUUGGCUCUGUACACUGAAGGAUCCAAUGGCGGGCGCCGUGCUAUCUUCUUCCUCCUCUUCUUCUCUCUGUUGCUACGCCUCCGUUCGCGAUAUUCGCAUACCUCAUCCAACUAAAUUAGCUUCUUCUUCUCGUCAAUUCAGCACCGCGUUCGCCACCGGUUCCCCUCUCUUGAUUCGAACACCAAUCUACCGGAGAAAGGCUGCUGGUCUGAAUUCUGUAAGAUGUGAGCAGAGUACAAAGGAAGAAGGCAGUGGUUUAGAUGUAUGGCUGGGACGGCUCGCUAUGGUUGGCUUUGCCGCCGCUAUUAGUGUUGAGGUUGCUACCGGCAAAGGGCUCCUUGAGAAUUUUGGCCUCACAGAUCCUCUGCCAACAGUGGCGUUAGCAGUGACAGCAUUGGUCGGAGUUCUUACUGCAGUCUUCAUCUUCCAGUCUGCAUCCAAGAACUGACCAUUUUUUUCUUUCUACAUGGUGUUUCUACAAUACAGCUCAUAUAAACGCAACUCUACUAUGUAUGUACUUUUGAAGAAUGUAUGAUUGUAUCUACUUUCAACAUAGAAAUCAUAUUUGUUCCAAAGUGUAAAGAUAUUGAUGCCCUUCUUUA
Messenger RNA from Salvia splendens (bonfire salvia), 696 nucleotides. Its product is annotated as stress enhanced protein 1, chloroplastic. The transcript has 4 exons. The coding region runs from base 120 to 542 and encodes 140 amino acids. Lineage: Eukaryota; Viridiplantae; Streptophyta; Magnoliopsida; Lamiales; Lamiaceae. The record is from RefSeq and is a predicted model, not a curated record.